AUGUCGGGUGUAGUGUUGUCGGGCCCUGCCAGGCGGGACUGUGGCCUGGGGAAGUGCUACGAUGCCGUUAACGAAUGUGGCAUGAAGUACGGCGGCUGUUGGACUGAAUGUGCCGGCGGCGCCAUGGACAUUCCCACCUUCACAGCUCCACCAUGUUCCUCUAGCGCCAGCUCACCUAUCGGCGUUGAUGGUGGCUACCCUACGCAAACUCCAGACUCUAUGCAAGACAUCCCGUCAUCCACAAAUAGUGACGCAGUAGCUUCUAUCACCACUCCACCUUCCUUGACUUCGAUAGUUGCUACUCCCACGGGCAUGAACGCUUCCAGCACCUGCUCUCCCCUUUGGCUAUGUAUCGAUUACAUAGCUGUUUGCGGUGAAGUGUCUCGGAUGUGGGGCGGAUGCUACGAUACUUGUACCUCUGCCCCGCCGUUUGAGUCUCCACCCUGUACCCUCUCGUCAACCGCCACCGAGACUGGCUCCGUUGCCGAGACUGGCUACGCCACCGAGACUGGUUACGCCACGAACGCUCCAACCCAUAGACCCGGAGAAGCCUACACCGAAAAGUCCGCUUCUGACAGCGUCAGCCCUGCUAUAGACGAUAGCAAAGCUCUGGUGAUGGCGGAGAUGCCGAGCUCUUCAGACUCUACUCCCGCUCCUGAGGCAUCAGAGACCGCCGCUCCCGACGCGGGUGAAUUCAGGAUAGUUGAGCAGACCAACGAGCCCGCGCCUGCAGAUGCAAAUAUCGUAGAAGCGCCUGCUAUUCCGGAGGGGGGCACCAUGAGAGGAAACGCCAUCCUCAAGCUCAUGGCCGACAAGGACAGGACCCCAAAUACUCCAAAUGUACCUUGCUACGAUGCUUUCUGCAAGGAAGCCCAGCUUGGACCAUCGCAGCUGCCCGAGGCAUAG
Ascochyta rabiei is the source of this 906-nucleotide messenger RNA. RefSeq lists its product as uncharacterized. The record is from RefSeq and is a predicted model, not a curated record. The transcript is spliced from 3 exons. Bases 1 to 906 code for a protein of 301 amino acids. Lineage: Eukaryota; Fungi; Ascomycota; Dothideomycetes; Pleosporales; Didymellaceae.